Durotheca rogersii is the source of this 971-nucleotide messenger RNA. RefSeq lists its product as uncharacterized. Bases 176 to 826 code for a protein of 216 amino acids. Lineage: Eukaryota; Fungi; Ascomycota; Sordariomycetes; Xylariales; Xylariaceae. The record is from RefSeq and is a predicted model, not a curated record. The transcript has a single exon.
GGGAGGGUCAGUAGGACCAUAUGGGAAGUGAUCGGCCACGAGAUCGAUCUCCCAGAUUUACGCGACAGUCGCGCGCAUGCUGAUAUCUCUCUCGCUCUCUACUUGGAAUAUUAUCUCCCUCUGUGGAAACGAAAGCCAGAAGGAGCAGCAGUAGCUCACAGACGCCGCCGCCGUCAUGCUCUUGUCCUCCGCCCUCGCCCUCGCCCUCGCCCCCGGCGUCUCCGCCCGGCCUACCCGCGGCAGCGUCGACGUUGACUACGGGUCGCUGCGCUGCCCCGAGGAUGGCGCGAGUACGCUGCCGACGCCGACCUACGGGAUCGACGGGGCCGUCUUCGGGGUCUGCGCCCAGCUCGUGGUCGAUGUGCCGUCGCACGCCCUCCUUGCUGCUAUCCUCGACUUCCAGUCCUACGGCCGCUGGAACUCGUUCGUCGUCGACGUCGCCCUGCCCGCCAACGUCUCCGCCACCCCCGACGACCUCUACCCCGAAAUGCCCAUGCGCUUCACCUCGCGCGGCCUCCUCGGCAGCCUCAACACCACCAGCGCCGAGGUCCUCACUUACUUCUCCUCCCUCGCCUCCCCUCCCUCCUCGGUCCGGGACGCCUACCUCGUCGUCUGGCGCUACGACGACGGCAUCGGCGGCAUCGGCUCCCGCGCCGAGCACCCCAACGUCCUCGUCGACCUACGCAACGGCUCCACGCACCUCCUCUCCUACGAGACCUACUACUCCGGCUGGACCACCGGCGCCAUCGCCCUGCUCAAGAAGCGGCUGCAGGCUGCGUUCGAGGCCCAGGCGCGCGACCUAAAGGCGUACGUUGAAGGAAGGUAACGAUACUUCGCCUGGUGGAGCCGGAAGGAGGGUCUGGGGGCAAGGCGGGGAGAGGCGCUAAGCGCGUCUCCAAAUCGAGUCGAGAAAGAAAAGGGGAGAUAGGACUCGGCUUGAAUAUGUAGUUAGCCUGCUCUCCUGUAUUCAG